AUGUCACAGGCUCCUGAGAUCCGUGUCGCUAUUCUCGACGAUUAUCAGAAUGUCAGUUUGACCAGCGCCGAUUGGAGCCCUGUCCAAGGUCGCUGUAUCAUCGACGUAUACAGAGACACUCUAAGCAGCGAGGAUGAUCUGGUGCGGCGACUUGAACCCUACCAGGUGAUUUGCGCAAUGAGGGAAAGGACAAGAUUUCCUGCAAGUCUCCUUGAUAGACUACCCGACCUUAAGCUUAUCGCUACCACUGGCCCGUUCAAUGCCGCGAUCGACGUUGGGCACGCGAGAUCUAAGAGCAUACUAGUAUCCGGCACGUCAGGAAAGGGGAACUCCACACUCGAACACAUAUGGACGUUGAUACUGGCGAGUGCCAGAUACCUCGUCCAGGAAGAUGCCAAUAUCAAGAAACAAGCGAGGCAGUGGCAGUCUUACAUUCCGCUAGGAUUGGCUGGAAGAACCCUCGGCUUGGUAGGAGUAGGGAGACUUGGCUCCGCAACUGCGAAGAUUGCCAAGGCCUUCGAGAUGAGGGUGAUUGGCUGGUCUCCUCACCUAACGCCAGAGCGUGCAGCCCAAGCUGGUGUCGAAUUCGUUGCGUCCAAAGAAGAGCUCUUCCGCCAGAGCGAUGUUGUCUCCGUCCACAUGGUCCUAUCUGACGCAACUCGUCAUUUGGUCACAGAAUCAGAUCUUCAAUCGAUGAAGCCAACGGCAUUCUUCAUCAAUACGUCGCGGGGUCCUCUGGUCGACGAAGUUGCAUUGGUCAGGGUACUCCAACAGCGCAAAAUUGCGGGAGCCGGGCUGGAUGUGUAUGAGGUUGAGCCUCUACCACAAGAUCAUCCUUUAAGAACACUGGAAAACGUGACGCUGACCCCGCAUACAGGAUAUGUGAGCGACACAAUGUACGAGGUUAGUACACAGUGA
Molecule: messenger RNA, 918 nt
Organism: Gloeophyllum trabeum ATCC 11539
Lineage: Eukaryota; Fungi; Basidiomycota; Agaricomycetes; Gloeophyllales; Gloeophyllaceae
Product: D-isomer-specific 2-hydroxyacid dehydrogenase NAD-binding protein
Exons: 2
Coding region: 1-918 (305 amino acids)
Molecular function (GO): NAD binding; oxidoreductase activity, acting on the CH-OH group of donors, NAD or NADP as acceptor
Source: RefSeq, a predicted model, not a curated record